GUUCUGCCUUUCUUCUUAGAGAUUCUUACAGGAUACAGACGAGGAAAGCCAACUUGUACCUCACAAUUGGGGGAUGACUUACAUUCACCAGAAUCUCUUCAGGAUAGAGACAAAUCACUCAAGGCCACAUUUUAACAGAGAGUGUACUUCACAUAUUUCCAAGAUGAGUGAGCAGGAGGUCACUUACUCAACUUUGAGAUUUCAUAAAUCUUCAGGGUUACAGAACCAAGUGAAGCCAGAUGAGACUCAAGAGCCCAGAGAAGCUAACCAGAGAGAGUGUUCACUCUCCUGGCAUGUUAUUGUGAUACCUCUUGGAAUCUUCUGUUCCAUUCUGAUGGUAACUGUGGCAGUAUUAGCAACACACAUUUAUCAGCAUAGUCAAGAAAAACGUGAACUGAAGGACGCUCUAAACAUCCUCCACCAUAACUACAGCACCAUGAAAAAUGAAAGCUAUUUAAAGGAAGAGAUGUUGACAAAUAAGUCUAUAGAAUGUGAUUCCUACAAAAAUUUUCUGGACACCCUCAAAAUACAACAGAACAAAUGCCAUGGGGAAACCAAGAUUGCUUUAAAUUGCUCACAGAACAGAGGCAAACGUGUGGAUGGAUACUGGUUCUGCAAUGGCAUAAAAUGUUAUUAUUUCAUCAUGGGCAACAAACGCUGGAAUGGAUGUAAACAGAUCUGCCAGAAUUGCAGCUUAUCUCUUUUGAGGAUAGAUGAUGAAGAUGAACUGAAGUUCCUUCGGAUCCAAAUUACUCCAGACGCUUACUGGAUUGGAUUGUCAUAUGAUAAUAAAAAACAGGAAUGGGCAUGGAUUGACAAUGGCCCAUCUAAACUAGCAGGUCAGCAGUGUACCAUGAAUGAAAUUAAUAGAAAAAAUGGGGGAAACCCUUGAGGAUAUGGACACAGGGGAAAAGUUCCUGAACAGAACACCAACAGCUUAUACUCUAAGAUCAAGAAUUGACAAAUGGGACCUCAUAAAAAUACAAAGUUUCUGUAAGGAAAAAGACACUGUUAAAAGGACAAAAUGGCAAACAACAAAUUGGGAAAGGAUAUUCACCAACCCUACAUCUGAUAGAGGGCUAAUAUCCAAUAUAUACAAAGAACUCAAGAAGUGACCCCAGGGAACCAAAUAACCCUAUUAAAAAUGGGGUGCAGAUCUAAACAAAGAAUUUUCACCUGGAGAAAUUCGGAUGGCCGAGAGGCACCUUAAGAAGUGAUCAACAUCAUUAGUCAUUAGGGAAAUGCAAAUCAAAACAACCCUGUGAUUUCACCUUACACCAGUCAGAAUGGCUAAGGUCAAAAACUCAGAAGAGAGCAGGUGUUGGCGAGAAUGUGGAGAAAGAGGAACACUCCUCCACUGCUGGUGGGGCUGUAAGAUGGUACAACCACUUUGGGAAUCAGUCUGGUGGUUCCUAAGAAAACUGGACAUGACACUUCUGGAAGACCCUGCUAUAACUCUCUUGGGCAUAUACCCAAAGGAUUCCCCGGCAUGCAAUAAAGUCACAUGCUCCAUUAUGUUCAUAGCAGCCUUAUUUAUAAUAGCCAGAAGCUGGAAAGAACACAGAUGUCCCUCAAAGGAGGAAUGGAUACAGAAAAUGUGGUAUAUUUGCACAAUGGAAUACUACUCAACAAUUAGAAACAAUGAAUUCACAAAAUUUUUAGGCAAAUGGUUUGAUCUGGAAAAUAUCAUCCUAAGUGAGGUAACCCAAUCACAAAAGAAUGCACAUGGAAUGCAAUCUCUGAUAAGUGGAUAUUAACUAGCCCAGGAGCUCUGAAUACCCAAGGCACAAAUCACACAACAAAUGACUCCCAUGAAAAAGUAUGGAGAGGGUCCUGAUCCUGGAAAGGAGUGAUCUAGCAUUGGAGGGAAUAUAAGGACAGAGAAAAAGGAGGGAGGUGAUUGGUGAAUGGAUGGAGAGAAGGAUUAUGGGACAUAUGGGGAGGGGGGAUCUGGGAAAGGGUAAAUCAUUUGGAAUGUAAACAAAGGAUAUAGAAAAUAAAAGUAUUAAAAAAAGAAAAAAAUGAAUUUUUAAUAUUAUUUUCUAUAUUCCUUGUUUACAUUCCAAAUGAUUUUCCCUUUCCCAGUUCCCCCUCCUCAUAAGUCCAAUAAGCCUCUUCCCUCUGCCCGUUCACCAAUCAACCUCCUCCUAUUUCUCUGUCCUGGUACUCCCCUUCAAUGCUGGAUCAAGCCUUUCCAGGACCAGGGACCUCUCCUUCUUCUUGGGAAUUAUUUGAUAGGUGAAUUGUGUCUUGGGUAUUCAGAGCUUCCGGGCUAAUAUCCAUUUAUCAGUGACUGCAUUCCAUAUGUGUUAUUUUGUGAUUGGGUUACCUCACUUAGGAUGAUAUUUUCCAGAUGCAACUAUUUGCCUAAAAAUUUCAUGAAUUCAUUGUUUUUAAUUGUUGAGUAGUAUUCCAUUCUGUAAAUAUACCACAUUUUCUGUAUCUAUUCUUCCACCGAGGGACAUCUUGGUUCAUUCCAGCCUCUGACUAUUAUAAAUAAGACAGCUAUGAACAUAGUGGACCAUGUGUCCUUAUUGGAUGCCAGGGAAUCCUCUGGGUAUAUGGCCAGGAGUGGUAUAGCAGGGUCCUCCAGAAGUGUCAUGCCCAGUUUUCUGAGGAACUGCCAGUCUGAUUUGCAGAGUGGUUGUACCAAGUUGCAUUCCCUCCAGCAGUGGAGGAGUGUUCCUCUUUCUCCACAUCCUCACCAUCACCUGCUAUAUCCUGAGUUUUUAAUCUUAGCCUUUCUGACUGGGGUGAGGUGAAAUCUCAGAGUUGUUUUGAUUUGUAUUUCCUAAUGACUAAUGAUGCUGAACAUUUCUUAACGUGCUUCUCAGCCAUUCAAAGUUCAUUCAGGUGAAAAUUCUUUGUCUAGCUCUGUACCCCAUUUUUAAUAGGGUUUUUUGGCUCUAAGCAUUUUCCUCUUAGCACUGCUUUCAUUGUCUCCCAUAUAUUUGGAUAUGUUGUGCCUUCAUUUUCAUUAAACUAUAAAAAGUC
This is a messenger RNA of Apodemus sylvaticus (European woodmouse), 2994 nucleotides long. RefSeq names its product killer cell lectin-like receptor 5. NCBI's taxonomy places the organism in Eukaryota, Metazoa, Chordata, Mammalia, Rodentia, Muridae. Bases 74 to 892 code for a protein of 272 amino acids. The transcript is spliced from 7 exons. The record is from RefSeq and is a predicted model, not a curated record.